CGCCGCCCGGCCCGGCCCCGCCGACUACCCCCCCACACACACCCCCUUCCGUCCCCCCCUCAGCACCGCGCCGGCUCCCGGCCCCGAGCGACCGCGGGAGGAAGGGGGGCUCCGCCGGCCCCUGCCCGCCGCCGGCAGUGCUUCAUGGCCACAGCAGGGUAAACAGUAUCAGAGGAAAACGACGUUAAGACGUAUAAUUUCCGCUCAGCUGGUUGGAAAAGCAGUUGUCACUGCCUUCCUGGUGCAGCAUGGCAUUUGGACUUGGUGUUCUCUGCCUGUUCCUAUGGGCAAUAACAGGUUCCAGUUGUGAGCAGUGCAGAGAAGGAGCCACGUACUCAGACGCAGUAAUAUCUCCCAAUUUAGAAACCACUAAAAUUAUGCGAGUUCCUCAUGCUCUGUCAGUGUCCGACUGCAUCGCAGCCUGUUGUGACCUCUCUGGUUGUGACUUGUCCUGGAUGUUUGAACGACGCUGUUACAUCGUGAACUGCCAACACAAAGAGAACUGCGAACCUAAAAAAAUUGAAACUGUAAAGUCCUAUCUCACUUUUGUGCUGAGACCUUCUCAGAGGCCAGCCUCACUGCUAGGAUUUGGGCAAGUGAUCCCAAGCAUGGUCCACUCCGUGGGACUCCAGAAUCAGCCAUCUGAGGAAGUAAGUAGCCUGAAGGAGCUGUCUCUGCUUGGCAAAGAUCCUGGCCUUGAGGAGAUUCCUGAAUAUAUUGAUGAUUAUAAAGAGCUGGAGCAGGACCCCUUUCAGUUGGGCAUCAAACAUGAGCAGAAGGAGAGCGCGGAUUACGCUGACUGGGGCCUGAUGGUGGCAGGUGAAAAUGGCUUCAACUCUUCCAUGGGCGACGAUGGAGAUAACCAGGAAGACUUUGCUGAAAAGAAAGGGGAGGCUGGGAAAGUGGAAAGCCUUGUGAAUAAAACCAGCUCUGAAGUGAACUCUGUCACUGAACACUCUGUAGAGAGGCUCUCGCUGUCGUCUGUCCCGGAGAUGACACCACUCCCCAGGAAGACAUUUGAAAGUGAAGCCCCUGUUCAACUUCUCGCACAACCUGAUGAUGCUUUGCAAAAAGAGGCUACUGCACCUUCCCCUUCUUCAGACCAACUGGAUUUCUCCACGGGUGUGUCAGAGAAAACCCAGACUCCCACAGUGGCCCCAGAGAAUGUCACUGAAGGUGGGACCAUGCUACUUGCCACUGUGCCACCUGAGCCCGUGCAGCAGUUCACACCUCCUGCUACUGCUGCUAAAGCAGAUACAGUAAAAGAACUUAUUGUGUCUGCUGGUGAUAACAUACAAGUGAUGCUACCCAAAAAUGAGGUUGAACUGAAUGCCUUUGUUGUCCCACCACCACCUACAGAAACAGCCUACACCUAUGAGUGGAGCUUAAUCAGUCACCCUGCUGACUACGGCGGCGAGAUGGAGCGCAGGCACAGCCAGACCUUGAAGCUCUCUCAUUUAUCAGUGGGACUUUACGCCUUCAAAGUGAUGGUUUCUGGUGAAAAUGCCUUUGGUGAAGGUUUUGUAAAUGUCACGGUCAAACCAGCAGUCAGAGUGAACCAGCCGCCUGUUGCCAUUGCUUCACCCAAAGUACAAGAAGUUUCUUUGCCUACAACUUCUACCUUCAUUGAUGGCAGUCAAAGUAUAGAUGAUAUGAAGAUAGUGAGUUACCACUGGGAGGAAAUUAAAGGUCCUUUGCGAGAGCAGAAGGCAUCUGCUGACACACCUGUUUUGCACUUGGCUAACCUUGUUCCUGGAAACUACACUUUCAGACUCACAGUGAUUGAUUCAGAUGGAGCAGCCAACUCCACCAUUGCAUCUCUGACUGUCAACAAACCGGUGGAUUACCCACCUAUAGCCAAUGCAGGACCUAAUCAGGCAGUCACCUUGCCCCAGAACUUCAUCACGUUGAAUGGAAACCAGAGCAGCGAUGACCAUGAAAUUGUCAGCUAUGAAUGGUCACUCAGUCCCAAAAGCAAAGGCAAGGUUGUGGCGAUGCAGGGAGUGCGGACGCCGUACCUCCAGUUAUCUGCAAUGCAGGAAGGAGAUUACACAUUUCAGCUGACUGUCACAGACUCUGCGAGGCAGCGUUCCACCGCUGAGGUGACACUGAUCGUACAGCCUGAAAAUAACAGUCCUCCAGUGGCAGUGGCUGGCCCUGACAAGGAAUUGACCUUCCCAGUAGAAAGUACUACACUGGAUGGAAGCAAAAGCCAAGAUGACCAAGGCAUUGUCUUCUAUCAUUGGGAAAAUAUCAGUGGACCAAGCUCCGUACAGAUGGAAAAUGGUGACAAAGCAGUAGCAACUGUGACUGGUCUUCAGGUUGGUACCUAUCGCUUCCGGCUGACGGUGAAAGACCAACAGGGCUUGAGCAGUGCAUCUGUGCUGUCCAUUACUGUGAAGGAAGAAAACAACAGUCCACCCCGGGCGCAUGCUGGUGGGAAGCAUGUUCUAGUGCUUCCAAAUAAUUCUGUUACCUUGGAUGGCUCAAGGUCUGCUGAUGACCAGGGGAUUGUGUCCUAUUUGUGGAUUCGGGAUGGUCAAAGCCCAGCAGCUGGGGAUGUGAUCCAUGGCUCAGACCACGAAGCAGUGCUGCAGCUGACUAAUCUGGUAGAAGGAACCUAUACGUUUCACUUGAAAGUGACGGAUGCUAAAGGAGACUCAGAUAUUGAUUCAGCAACUGUUGAAGUGCGGCCUGAUCCCAAAAGGAGUGGUCUGGUGGAGCUGAUUCUGCAAGUUGGAGUGGGACAGCUGAGUGAACAGCAGAAGGACACCCUGGUGAGACAGCUGGCUGUAUUGCUGAAUGUUUUGGAUUCAGAUAUCAAAGUUCAGAAGAUACAAGCCUACUCAGAUAUAAGCACCGCGGUUGUGUUCUACGUGCAGAACGGGCAUCCUUCCAAGGUGAUCAAGGCAUCAGAUGUCUCACGAACUCUGCAUGUGCAGCUUUUGAAGGAGAAGGCUGACUUUCUGCUUUUUAAAGUCCUGCGGGUUGACACAGCUGCCUGUCUUUUAAAAUGUUCUGGACAUGGACACUGUGACCCCAUAACAAAGCGCUGUAUUUGCUACCAGCUGUGGAUGGAAAACUUGAUUCACCGUUACCUGAAUGAUGGGGAGAGUAAUUGUGAGUGGAGUAUACUCUAUGUGACUGUAUCUGUGUUUAUUUUGACUGUGGUCAUGGUAGGGCUUGCCUGGUUCUGCAUCUGCUGCUGCAAAAGCAGAAAGAGGACAAAGAUAAGAAAGAAAACGAAAUAUACCAUCCUAGAUAACAUAGAUGAGCAGGAGAGAAUGGAGCUACGACCCAAAUAUGGUAUAAAACACAGAAGUACAGAACACAACUCCAGUCUGAUGGUCUCCGAGUCAGAGUUUGACAGUGAUCAGGACACUAUCUUCAGCAGAGAAAAGAUUGAAAGGGAGAAUCCUAAAACCCUCAUGAAUGGAUCCAUCAGAAACGGAGUUUCCUUCAACUACAGCUCCAAAGACAGAUAACUGAAUGAGGGUAAAAGCACAGAACACGCUGGUCCAACACAUCUGAAACCCGUUGGUCCACCUCUGUUUUUCCAGAACCGAAAGCUUCCUAAAAUAUCAACUAAUUGCAGAUGAAAGGGUAAAUUUCUAGCACAGUUAGGGGAAGGAAGGAGAAAGGACUAGAUGGUCAGCUAACUCCUCUUGUCACUGUUACAGGAACAUGGAAAAGCACAUCUUAUUUCUUGCAUGUUCCAUGCUGAGUGUUUGAACUUCAGAAGGACUUUUCCUGUGUCGCUGCUACAAAACUAAGCCAGGGCUGUUACGCUACUACCAACGGUAACUGAGAUGCAUAAAGAUUUGUGUCAUGUGCUCCUAGCUCUCUCUUUCUUUGAGAAACAAUGCAAUUAUGUUGCUGACCUAAAACAGCAAAAGCCAAUAUAGAUAAAUUCCCUUGCAAAUUUAGAGAGCAAUAUGUGACCAUCUUCAUUUUUCAGUUUAGGUUGGGAAUACAAAAAGAGAGCAUUUUUAGUGAAUUGUAUUUAUCUUUGACUGUGCUUUGUGACUUUCUUUUCUAGGGUAGUGCUCAUCAGGUGGAAAUGUCUUUGUUUUCAAAGGAAGCUUACAAUUAGUGGUGGCACUUAAUCAGCUGUAAAGUAAUGUGAUACACCUGUGUCCUGUAGGAUGCAGUGGUCCCUGUAUUUACAAAGUAUGGUGCCUGCAGGGAAGUCCAGCCUUAGGUUGCUUCUGUGGUGAUGAAGGUGCUUUGGCUCUCUGGAAUCUGC
Messenger RNA from Calidris pugnax (ruff), 4246 nucleotides. RefSeq names its product KIAA0319 ortholog. Gene Ontology annotation, biological process: neuron migration; negative regulation of dendrite development. NCBI's taxonomy places the organism in Eukaryota, Metazoa, Chordata, Aves, Charadriiformes, Scolopacidae. The transcript is spliced from 21 exons. Bases 249 to 3485 code for a protein of 1078 amino acids. The record is from RefSeq and is a predicted model, not a curated record. Gene Ontology annotation, cellular component: cytoplasmic vesicle; plasma membrane.